Molecule: messenger RNA, 1224 nt
Organism: Didymosphaeria variabile
Lineage: Eukaryota; Fungi; Ascomycota; Dothideomycetes; Pleosporales; Didymosphaeriaceae
Exons: 3
Coding region: 1-1224 (407 amino acids)
Source: RefSeq, a predicted model, not a curated record
AUGGAGCCGUCCUGCACCGUAGGCAUAAAUGCGAACCCUCCACAAGCAGGAAGCGAAAAGCCGGAUGGCGAAGGUUGGUUACCGCGACUUACAUUAUACCUUCCAUACAUGAGCUUGGAAUCGUGCAAAAGAUACCGCAAACUCCAAAAGCAAUACCGAAAUAAUGACAAAGACAACUCAUACCGGAUAUUUUAUCCAGAUGGGACGACGCAACAACACACUCAUACGAUAGCCGAUUACGUUACCUCAACGGAUGUCCAUCCGAGGAGAAGUCUUGAUCAAUUUUACUAUCCAUCGCUUGUCGAUACAUCUACGCGGGACGCCGAUCAGACAAUCUCAAAAUGGACCGGUAAUAACCUAGGAAACGAUGGAAGGGAAACCGCUGCGUAUGACCGUGCCUUGCUCAUGGCAGAUCAGCUCUGGUGCUGGGCAAUCGACGACAGUAAGUUGCAAACAGCGUGGGAAGACAGCAUGUGUACUACGGGAUUGACGUUUGCCCUAGGAACCAUUGUCUCCUGCUUUCCUUACAAGAACGGUUCUGGAAGCUCACCUAAUUACCUUGGCCUUUACGGAAGUGUGAGGAAGAACGCAGUACAUUGCAAGACGGUCUGGGACUUGCAGGCACUAAUAGUCCGAGAAGCCGUAGGUCAUCUCCUGGAACAGAACAACAAGAACGUCGUAGACCUCAUAGAAACAUACAAAUGGGUUUCAAGAGCAAAGAUAACGCAAGGGUCGCCCAUGAAGAUUCCGUGGUGGUUAACGAAGCACACCAAGGAGGCAGCUUUAGAUGAUAGUCAAGAAUUCAAAAUUGCGCUCGAUGUGUCUGACAUCAUUGACGAGUUGAAGAUGAUAAGACACCUUGUUCAGACACAGAGGGAUGUUCUAGCGCAAUUCAUUGAGGCUCUGACCCGGCUAUACCAUUCGGAGAGUGAAAUACGGAAAGAUAACCACGGCGAUAUGCCGACUACAGUGUUUCAACACAUCGAAGUACUCGAUCAGGGUCAGAUGUUCGUCAACGUGCAAAAAAAAGCAAGUGUGCAUCACAGUAGUGAGAACACGAAGCUCUUGGCGAAAAGCAUUUCUGGCCUCGCCGCGGGUUACGUGGUAACCGCAGACGAGACACUUUUGAAGCUUCUUGUGGAGUUGGACAGUAUCAGAGACGAAGCGAAAUCUACUUAUCAAGUGGUAAUCUGGGUGAUUGUUUAUGUAACGACAGACGACUAA